GAACUGACUGGCACGACUGGGUAGCAGCAAUCAGCAGGCACGCCGGAGAGCUCCAGGCACAUCACCGCAGCGCAAGCUCCCAUAAUCGUCACCCAGUCUGUUCAGCUCCAUCUCAAUCAACACGAUCCCCCAAACAAAACCUCUCCUCCCAACAACCACAGUCCACCCCAAAAUAGCAGUCAAGAUGUCGAUGCGAAUCGUCCCCGCCGCAAACCAACCCACAACCUUCGCUGCAGGCGCCAACGCCCCCUCGGCACCGGGCGUCCACGACACCCUCCGCGCCGGCGUAGGCCAGUCCGCCUACGACGCCAAAGAAAACGUCGCCGCCUCCGCCCACCCGCUCGAGUCCCGCCUCAAGAACUGGGAGGCCACCCAGGAAGGCAUGCGCAUGGAGACGCUCCGCCGCACCUUUGGCCUCGCGGAGCCCAUCCGCCGCCAGAUGGAGCUCAAGAUUACGCAAAACGGCGAGUGGCGGCCCCUCGCCCUCGGCGGGCAAAAGGCCUCCGUCCACGAGGAGAUCCUCCGCGGCAAGGACUCUAGCGUCACGUGGGAGGACGUCUACUCUGGCGAGGAGAGCGUGGGCAUCGUUGGUAUGCACGACGAGAUGGAGAGGAAGCUCAAGAUUUGAGAGAGGAAGAGAGAGAGCUUGAGAGAUAUGAUGGGGUUGGAACGACCGAGAGCGGAACUGGGCUCCUGGAUUUGAGGCAUGCGACAGAAGGACCAGGGUUGGAUUUGUAUUACUACGAUAUGCGUCAUGACCUCAGGACGGCGCGGCAAAGGAAAUGUCAAGGCCAUAGAAGGGAUUCACCGAAGCGUCCAGGUUCGACGGAAAGAUGGAAUAGAAUGCGUUCUACUAUCCUAUGGACAACACCCAUAGACGGGGCGUGGAGAAGAAUCAACCAGAACAAAUACACAAAGCUAUGA
Molecule: messenger RNA, 924 nt
Organism: Colletotrichum acutatum
Lineage: Eukaryota; Fungi; Ascomycota; Sordariomycetes; Glomerellales; Glomerellaceae
Product: proteasome maturation factor UMP1
Exons: 2
Coding region: 185-628 (147 amino acids)
Biological process (GO): proteasome assembly
Cellular component (GO): cytoplasm; nucleus
Source: RefSeq, a predicted model, not a curated record